AUGGAUGACUUCAACUUUCAGAGACUCCAACAGCAAUUCAAUACAGGCCAGCUCCAAGGACAAGCGCACAACGCGCAACACAAUACACCUGAGCGUCCCAACCCCGUCCAGAAUCCAUACUCUCACCAACUCCAUAAUCCGAACAACGUUGUAGCGCCACAACAUUACCAUCAGCUCACACCCGCACAUGCCAUCCAGCGCCAGUACAAUCACUUCCCACCCCAAGCGGUCCUUCCCCGGCAAUUAUACGCACAGCAGCACGGGCCCUUGCAGGCUAUUUCGUCCUAUCCUCGAGGACCCGACCUCAGAGACGCGCGUUACGCAUUUGUCGAACCUAGACGAACGCUCACCGUGAAUGGUGCACCUCCGUUGACGCGAGCGUUCCAUCAACAUGACGCGGCGGUCAGUGCCACAAUCACCCACAGGCGAGAUCAUAUGCCCAUCCAGAACUUCACGGAGGCCUUUGACGCUGCGCCACCCAUCAUUCCAUCCAGCACCGUCGAGAAGCGCCCAAGAGCAGAGUCGACCUCGACCACGACAGCCUCAGCCGCGAAGACGCCGACCAGCUCACCGCCAAAGAAGAAGCGUUCACAGAAAACGGAGGCGCCUGUUCUCGAUGUCAACGAUCGUAGUGGGAAGCCGUGGACAGAUGCGGAGGAGGACAAUUUGGUGGCAAACUGGGUGGGGCCGGAGGGUGCAGAGUACCUGGCGAAGUGGCAAGAGUUUAAGGAAGAGGGAUGUCGUCUGAUAUCAGAAGGUCCGUUCGAGAAGACUCGUUCACCGACGUCCAUCAAGAGCAAGAUGGAGGAAUUCCUAGGCAUUUUCCGAUGCUACAACGAGUACCUGUCGUUUACGGGUGGCGACGGAGAUCCCGAUGAGGAGGAGUUGGACCAAGAGGAGUACCUGGAUAAGCGCAUAGAAAGAGCGAGGUGUAUUGGUAGGAAGCAAGUGGGAGAUCUGAAAGGUCGACACAUCAUGAGGUGGACAAAGAAGGGGUGGAUCGAAAUGUUUAACGAAGCGUUUGCCUCUAAUGCUGCUGUUGUUCGCUCGACGAAGAUUUCGUCGCAUCAGGUCUCUUCUGACAACGAGGACGAGGGUCGCGAGCGAUCGAGCGAUCACGAAGCGGAUGCCGCGGACGACACUCACGAACAUAACACUUUGAAUGCACCUACCGCAGAUGACGUCAAUAUGAUCGCACCGUCCUCGCCUCGAGCACAUUCGCCUCCUCCCCAGCCCAGUCGUUCGCCAUCCCCGAUGCUCGAUGCCGCUCAGCGUGAGCAAACACCGGAAGUAGAAAUAAUCACUCCAGGCACUACCACUGAUCGAGCUCCCAAUGCCCCCCGUGUUCCUAUUCCUGCCACACCUGUCACACCUCCUGCUCCCGCUCCCGCUGAUGCGCAACGCGCGCGCGCUGCUCCAGCUACCCAGUCUCAGAAAGCUCGUCAGCAAGAUGUGCAGCCAAACGUGGCUCGAGUUCAAGAUGAACGGACUCCGGCGGGCAAAAGCCGUAGUCGAAACAAUCGCCAAACGACAACCUCCGCCACCGCCACACCCGAUAAGAAAGAAGCAGCGAGUGGCACUUUGAAGGUGAAGUCACCCAGCGGGCAGCAGAAGCGUGAUGCGGCGAAACGGGAAGGAAAGAAGGGGAAGAAUGCGAUAGAGAAUGUCAGUGAUUUCACGAGUGAGACUUCUACUUUUAUGAAGACACUUGGUGAGAGGAUGGGGGCUCGAUCGUCGUUGGAUGAGAUGAGGGAGAAGCGCUGGGCAAUGGAGGCGGAGGAGAAGCGUAUGCAGGAGCGCAUGAAGACACUUGAGCGUCUUGCAAACAGUGGCGACGCCCGAAUCGCAGAGGAGGCGUCGAAGAAGCUGGCAGCUAUGAUCGCGAUGAUGGAUUAA
Molecule: messenger RNA, 1896 nt
Organism: Stereum hirsutum FP-91666 SS1
Lineage: Eukaryota; Fungi; Basidiomycota; Agaricomycetes; Russulales; Stereaceae
Exons: 4
Coding region: 1-1896 (631 amino acids)
Source: RefSeq, a predicted model, not a curated record